GCUAGGGACUAGGUUCAUUUCACAUGGAAAAAUGCUGGCUAAGCCAGGAGAUACUGCUGAAUGAAUCAUACACACAGCCAGGCAUCUGCUCCGGCAGCAGACCAUUGGGAAGCCUCAACUCCUCCUCCAGCUCUGCCCCUUUUCCUUCUCCUUGAGCAUCGCCCCUGGAUCUUCCCCCCUCCUGCCUCCAGAACCUUUUGGUAAGGCAGGAAAGGGGAGGGGUGGACUGCAGAAGAAACUGCCCCAGCUACUGACUCACACGGGAAGAAGAGCAAUAGCAGCUGCAGAAGAGGAAUGGCAGGAGGCGGCAGGGGUAACAACAAAGCAGCAGCAUCCUUCUGCCUUAUCAGAGCACUUUAUCUGGCUGCAAUCGCCUUCUCUCAGCUGGUGGAUGGGAGGGAAGUCACAGCAGACUGGACACAGGAGAAGUAUUCUCACCAACCAAGUAUUUUAAAUUCUGCUGCUAUCCGGAAAGUUGCAGCAUACACAGAUGUUGUUCAAAUGUGGCAAAACGAUCUGCGUCCUAUGAUGAUAGAGAGAUAUCCAGGAUCACCAGGAAGUUAUGCUGUGCGUCAGCAUAUCAAGCAUCGUAUUCAAAGGUUGCAGGCUGGCUGGGUAGUUAAGGAAGAUACAUUUCAGGCAUACACACCCUAUGGAUACCGAACAUUCUCAAAUAUCAUCAGCACCCUCAAUCCCUUUGCCAAACGCCAUCUGGUACUUGCUUGCCACUAUGACUCAAAAUACUUCAGUCCACAGUGGGAUGGCACAGUGUUUGUGGGAGCCACUGACUCAGCUGUGCCCUGUGCUAUGUUACUGGAGCUGAUACGUGCCCUGGACAGCCAGCUUCAGUCAAUGACGAACAGCUCAGCCUCUAGGCCAGAUCUUUCACUUCAACUGAUUUUCUUUGAUGGCGAAGAAGCCUUUGUGCAGUGGUCUCCCAUCGAUUCCCUUUAUGGAUCUCGACACUUAGCCCAGAAAAUGGCAUCUACUCCACAUCCAGCUGGUGCAACAGACACCAAUCAGCUACAGGGCAUUGAUCUGUUCGUGUUACUGGAUUUAAUUGGUGCUUCAAACCCAACCUUUCCCAAUUUCUUUCCAAACACUGCCCGAUGGUUUAGCAGACUUCAAGCAAUCGAACGAAAGCUACAUGGCUUGGGUUUGCUGAAGAAUCAUCCUUUUGAAAGUCAGUAUUUCUGGGGUAAAACCGCUCAAGGGUUGAUUGAGGAUGACCAUGUUCCAUUUUUAAUGAGAGGGGUUCAAGUUCUUCACUUGAUCCCAUCCCCUUUCCCUAAGGUGUGGCACACCAUGGAGGACAAUGAAGAAAACCUCAGCAAAACCACUACUGACAACCUCAAUAAAAUCCUACAAGUGUUUGUGCUGGAAUAUCUCGGUCUGUGAUAGCACAGUGGCUCUGAAGCACUGCUCUGUUUUAAAUACUGCUACCAGUCCCAAACAUCAAGUUCUUAAUCAUCUCACCUGCAGCUAACUGUGAUGAAGAGCACUAAAGGCAAAGCAUGAUGUGGUACCAACUCUUGUUAGUCAGAGGUCAGCUGUCUUUGGCUACACAGUCUAGUGAAGUCAGAUGAAAAUGCCAUUAAACAAGAAUUGUCAGCCUGAAAAGAGCCUGGUCCUCCACAUCUCACCUGAGAGAGAGAAGGGAAACCUGUAUUUUUCCAUGUCACUAUCACUGGUUUUAGUCCAGACAUUAAAACGAAAUAGAAUCCAGAUCCUGAAUAUAAAUACUUCCUAAUGUAGGGCUUAGCUGCCAUUUUUAUACAGUGAAUAACGUUUAAAGUUCAAAACUGGAAAGAGCUUCCAGAAUUUCUGGCAUGCCAAGUAAAGCACACCUUAAAACACCAAUGCAUGUUCUUAAUCCCCAAGAAGCAGAGAAGAGACCAUACUGUCUUUUCCCUGUCCUUGGGAAAAGGCAGGCUUUCAAGGAAAAAGUGGAUAUUGGGAGGGAAGGGCGGCAAGAGAAAAGUUCCUGCACACACUAUGCAUCCAUGAAAGAGUCAGCCACAAUUUGUUCCAAAAUAAAUAGGCCCUUGAAGAAUAAAUAGGCCUAACCACCAGGUGGUAUCGCAAAACCAAGCAAAAUCAGAACUGACCACAUUUUAAUUAUGUGCAUUUUUUAAACUACCGGGUUGUAAAAAUCUUUUGAAAUGCAAUGCAAGCUGCAGACUAGUGGCACUAAUGAAAUAAGCAUUAUAGGGUUCCAAACAGUGAGGCCAGGUCUACACAAUGGGCCAGGUCAGGUCAAGGUACACAAUUUCCAGCUACAUAAAAAAAAAUUAUCUGGAGUUAAUAAACCCUAAGCCAAGAUUCGGCACUGUCCUCUCAGCGGGAGGUCGACAGGAGAAAUGCUCCCAUCAACUUCCCUUACACCUCACGUGUGCAGAUGGGAGAACUCUCAGCAUUCAAUUUAGCAGGUUUUUACUAGACCUGCUAAAUCAACUGCUGGAAAAAGAUUGCUGCAGCAUUGAUCUCCCUACAAAUGGAGACAUGGCCUGAGAGGCUAGUACCACACAAGGAGAAGCAAACAAAAUGUUCUAAGCUAAGAGUGAUAACCAUAGGCUAGGUUUUGCCACCCUCUCUCAUUUGGGACUAUUAAAAGAGUAAAUUCAGUGCAACGGUGGCAGAAUCCAGCCCUAAAUUGAACAAACUCAUGGGAGAAGCAAAGAGAAUGAGUUCAAGAGAUGAACUGAAAAGACCAGGCAUUUUAAGGUCACAGUCUUCCCCUGCUGAGACUCUUACACUAGCAAGUUCGGUUCUAUACAAUGACACAGUACAAAUUAAUAUUCAAAAGGGGUCAUUGUUAUGGCACUGACUUGCAUUUUAGAUUUUGUACAAAUAAGCUUUUCUAACUCUAAGAUGAGUAUUUCCAAGACUUCAGAUUCUAAUAGGAACACUGAAGGCACUGAACAGUCUCUUGCAGUGUUUGUAGCCCAAUGUUGCAACAUUGUUUUAUUAUGAGAAUCUGAAAAUUAAAUGUUGUUCUAUUUUCAUUGUCCCCGUUAAGAGAAAUGCAACAGGUAAAAACAACAUAAGAUGGAUUCUAAAGAUUUUUCAAUGUUAAUAAUUUAAGUCCCUAUUUGUAACAUAAGCAAAAACUGGAAUUUUUAAAAUGAGAUUUAUAAACUUUACAUCCUCCUAUUAAGAUGCAAUAACCUGGAUGCAUUCUCUAAAACAGAGCACAGUAAACUUCAAAAACAGACAGACACAUGUAUUUUAGUAAGUGUGUGGUAAAAGUUGUCUUACUAAAUAAAAAUAUUUGGAGUCUU
Molecule: messenger RNA, 3281 nt
Organism: Pelodiscus sinensis (Chinese soft-shelled turtle)
Lineage: Eukaryota; Metazoa; Chordata; Testudines; Trionychidae
Gene: QPCT
Product: glutaminyl-peptide cyclotransferase
Molecular function (GO): glutaminyl-peptide cyclotransferase activity; zinc ion binding
Source: RefSeq, a predicted model, not a curated record